Pecten maximus is the source of this 1617-nucleotide messenger RNA. Its product is annotated as protein mab-21-like 3. Lineage: Eukaryota; Metazoa; Mollusca; Bivalvia; Pectinida; Pectinidae. Bases 55 to 1179 code for a protein of 374 amino acids. The transcript is spliced from 2 exons. The record is from RefSeq and is a predicted model, not a curated record.
UCUUACAUAGACAUUGCCUGUGUAUGUUGGUAUAGAGUUAUAUACAACUGAAAAAUGGAUAACUAUGCCCUCAACUGUUACUGUGAUGAAAAGGUGUUGAUGAAGAGAAACGAAACAAAAAGGAAUGUCAAGGAAGUGCUUCCUCUUGUCAAUGAGAUAUUGAGAUACGUAAAUGAACGAGACAAACGUUUUCUGAUACAACCACUGAGGAUGGGCAGUUAUGAUACGCACCUGAAGGUGGAGAGGGCAGACGAAUUUGACUACAAUGUCAUCGUCGAUGUCGGUAAGCUGAUAUGGGGAUCUGGAAAGACCAGAUACUACGGAUUUAACGACACCAGGGAUCAAGUAGUGGAGAAAAAAGGAUACGCAUUACCGAGUCCGUCAGUUGGCCAGUGUUUUAUUGAAAUCGGUUCCUUAAAGAAGAAAUGGGAGGCUGAUGGACUUGAAGACGGAGUGUCGAGCAUGACAUUUGACAAUGACAUAGUUCCAAUCAAGGUCAAAAGAAGAUUCAAAUCACUUGUCGGUGAAGCUGUUAAUCAGCCGAAAUUCAGAAAUAUGAUAACAACCGACAAAAUAUCAGCUUCUCCUGCUACCACACUUUCUGUGCAGUUCCCAGACAUUCCAUAUCCAAUCAGCAUUGAUCUGUGCCCGAUGAUCGAAGGUCAAUUAGAAUUCAAACCAGAGUUCAAUUGGCCUAGACCAAAUAGUCAGUGGCCAUCACGACAGAAGAAGUCGACCAUAGCUAAAAUUGGCGUGAAUGAAAUAGCAAAGGCGCCAUUUUAUUGGACACUGUCGUUCGCUGCCUGCGAAAAGGAGUUAUUGGAAGGAAUUGACAUUGGAGGAACACGUAGAAAGAAAAGCCAGCGGAUCAUGAAACGACUAAAAGACGAAGUAUGGUGUCCACCUGGAUUAAAGAAAGUCCUUACAUCAUACCACCUGAAGAACGUGCUGUUCUGGGAGUGUGAGGAUCACCCAUUUGAUGCCGAAUGGCAGAAGGAACUUCUGGCCACCCGGGUGAGGGCAAUGACAUAUCGUUUGUUGGGUUAUCUCCAGAGGGGAAAUCUUCCGCUGUACUUCCAUACCGGGGUCAAUCUGCUCUCCAGCAAGGAUAAAGACGUACUGCAGCAGGUAGCAAAAAAUAUCAAGUCAUUUGUUGACCAGCCAGAGAAAUAUUUUUAGGUGUAAUACCCAUGGGCGUUGUACAUAUUUUACCAGAAAUGAAAUUUAAUAUAAAGUAUUUUAACUACGUUUUUAUCAACCAAUCGACUCCUGUAAAUCACAAUAUUUUCAAGAAGAAAUAUUUAUUCAAUUACGAUCAGACUCGCUCGAAAGUUAAAAAAUAUUGAAAUAACUACCGGUAGUUUGGUAACUGAUAUUUAUAUAUUUAUGUACAUAUAAUAUGAAUAUGCUAGUAACUGCACAUCUAAUAUCAUUUAAACAUAUUUUGUAUUUUUAAGUUGAAAAUUAUGUCAUAUAUGAUAAGAAAAUCAGUGAAUAAUCUUAAUGUAGAUGUUGAGUGCUGGUUGACCAGAUUUCAUUCUGUAUUACAUUUGUACUUGAUGUUUCGAUGUCAUUAUCGAUUCCUUAUCUGAAUAAAUUAUAUCUCUUUAAAAUGAU